Molecule: messenger RNA, 2202 nt
Organism: Colletotrichum karsti
Lineage: Eukaryota; Fungi; Ascomycota; Sordariomycetes; Glomerellales; Glomerellaceae
Product: RhoGAP domain-containing protein
Exons: 3
Coding region: 1-2202 (733 amino acids)
Biological process (GO): regulation of GTPase activity; signal transduction
Cellular component (GO): cytoplasm
Source: RefSeq, a predicted model, not a curated record
AUGGGUCGCAAGCAUGCACCGCAGCCGCUGACGCUGUCUGAAUCUCAACCCCCCGACCAGCAGCAGGAAAACGUUCCGCGCUCUGCUGAAACCCUCGCCUCUGCCGUUCCUCCAAGCGCUGGCUCCAAAUCGCAGUCUUCUCCCAGAUCUCCGCGCUCUCCCUUUAGGUUCACUCCGAGAAGACCUAGCUCCAGUCGCAAACAGUCUCUGCAGCUGACUGACGAACGUCGAAACUUUGACGACGACGGCGACGAAUUUCAGCAGUAUCCCCCAAUCUCAUCUGCACUGCACCGCGCGUCCGAAGAUACGCCCCCUCGCCAGCAUCACCAACAUAACCCCAUCAGCCCCGGUUCUCAGCACCGCCUCGACCAUCCCUCCCCGGGCAGCUCGAGCAGCAAGCCAUCCAAGGGCGGCUUCUUUUUCAAUUUCGCAAAGGCCUCCAACAAGUCGUCCCAUUCACCCGCCUCGUCACCCUCGCCAUCCCACCACCACCACCACCAGAAUCAACCGCAACCACCAACGCGCCAGAACAACCUCCAGAACCCGAUCCAGAACCCUGACUCGAGAGGCGAAACUAUGUCGAGGGGUCCCGACAGUGCUCCCAUGAGCACCCAACCCACCCAACCUUCAGCGGAUGCAUCCUAUGCUGGAGACGCCGUCCAAAAACCCGCACCCACUCUGCCGUCCGCGUCCGACGUCUCAAUAGCCUCCGCUGCCGACUACGACCCUUCCGCCGCACAAUCUUCCUCCAAGAAGUCCAAGUCGAAGCCAUUCGGUCUCCUCAGCCGCAACAAGUCGCUCCGCGACAAGGACCGCGACAAGGACGGCUCGAGUUCCAGGGACAAGCAACCCAGCCCCGUACCUAUAACGAUCAGCGAACCCGAGCCAUCGCAUAUUGCCUCCGACCCGAACCCGCGCAAGGCGUCGGCACCCGCACCCGCAUCCGACAGGUCCAUCAAGGAGAUGGUGAAUUCUACGGUCCGAAACCGUUCAGAAGAUCGCGGGUCGCCACGAGACAUGGCCAGCAAGGAAAGCCACAAGGAGAGGGGGAACAAGGAGAGCCAAAGAGAAAAGGACCAUCAUCCCCGGCAAAAUUCGUCGUCGCAAAACGGCGGCUUUUUCGGUGGCCUGAAGAGUGGCAGAGACAUGAUCAGCAAUCGCCUAUUCGGAAAGGGCGGACGCAGUGGCAGCACGACAGAGAGGGAACCCGUCAUCGACGACGAGCACUACGUGCUCAAGACAAUCAACCUACCUCUGGUCGAGCAGACACGUCGCACACGCAUCUCGAAGCGUUUGGAGGAUUCGAGAGACAAGACCGAGUUCUGGAUGCCAGCGUUCCCAUGGCGCGCAAUUGACUACUUGAAUUACAAGGGUUGUGAUGUUGAGGGUUUGUAUCGUGUGCCAGGCAGUGGUCCCCAGAUCAAGAAGUGGCAGAGAAGAUUCGACGAAGAGUACGAUGUGAACCUCUUCGAGCAGCCCGACUUGUACGAUAUCAACAUCAUCGGCUCCAUGUUGAAAGCUUGGCUGCGAGAACUGCCAGACGAGUUGUUCCCCAAAGAGGCGCAGGAGCGUGUGGCGAGGGAAUGUGUCGGCUACGAGACGGUCCCUCCGCUGCUGGUCGAGGAGCUCUCCAACCUAUCGCCGUUCAACUACUAUCUGCUUUUCGCCAUUACUUGUCACCUUAGCCUGCUCUUGGCACAUUCCGACAAGAACAAGAUGGACUUCAGAAAUCUUUGCAUUUGCUUCCAGCCAUGCAUGAAGAUCGAUGCCUUUUGCUUCAGAUUCUUGGUAUGCGACUGGCGAGACUGCUGGAAGGGUUGCAAGAACGAGGCGAAGUACAUUGAGCAGGAGUAUCAGCUUUUCGACCAGCCACCUCCGAAGGGCUUGUCAGAGCCGCGUAAGCCGUCAAAGGAGACAACAAUACAGGAGGGCACAGUUCCAGAGGAGCCUUCCAUUACCAUUGAGAGAGCAGGCUCGUCGUCGGACAACAGCAGCAAGCAUUCCAACGCGAGUACUGAGCAACCCACCAAAGACCGCAGGCUAAAAAAAAAGCCCCUCCAACUCUCUGAGUCCAACGGCAGCGUCGCAACCAACACGACGGCGUCGACAAACUUGACGAUCGACAGCGGCCGUGAGCCAAGAGGUUCGAAUGACUUACGACCUCUGUCACCCAUCAAGCCUCUUUCGCCGCUUGGCUUCUAA